UGGGCAUGGACAGCAGGUUCUCUGAUGUGCAAACUGUCAACCUUACAGUCAUAGACGUGCCCAAAACUGCCCCGGUAAUAACGGGUCGCACGACGGGCUACACGCUCGGAGAAACCCUGCACCUCAACUGCUCUGCCCCACACGCCCACCCGCCCGUACAACUCCAGUGGAAGAUCAACGGCGUGUUGGCCUCUGACAGCUACAUCAUUAAAUACGAAGGCAAACAAGACAAACUCGGUAGAGUCUCGACCAAGUCAGGUUUAAGGUUCCGCCUUGACCGCGACUACUUCGUGCACACGGGCGCACUGCGCGUCCACUGCACAGCGCAGUCUGCGGGCGAGCGCGGCCUGUCCUCCGAGGUGACCAUCCUGGAGAGCGAGAUACGCAGGCCGCGGCCACAGAGAAAUACGGCCAAAAAUACGGCCGUGCAGUGCCGUGUCGGUAUCGUUGGACUCGCGGCAGCUGCAAUGUCGUGGCUGGUGUAAAAAACCUGGACCAGCCUGCAUCUCUACUGUUAAUUAAUUACAGCCUAAUUGAACAUGUACCAUCGCAGCAAUUUUCAUCGUCGCAUACUAAUUAAUUGCGCAAAACAAACGCUUUCAUUAGUCGGUUGAAAAAUAUUCAUU
This is a messenger RNA of Hyalella azteca, 626 nucleotides long. RefSeq lists its product as uncharacterized. The transcript has 5 exons. The record is from RefSeq and is a predicted model, not a curated record. NCBI's taxonomy places the organism in Eukaryota, Metazoa, Arthropoda, Malacostraca, Amphipoda, Hyalellidae. Bases 6 to 485 code for a protein of 159 amino acids.